GGCCGCCGCGCGUGCUGCUGGGCUUGAAGAAGCGCGGCUUCGGCGCCGGGCUCUGGAACGGCUUCGGCGGCAAAGUGCAGGCGGGCGAAAGCGUGGAGGCGGCGGCGCGGAGGGAGUUGCUGGAAGAGAGUGGGCUGACUGUGGACACCUUGCAGAAGAUGGGGCAGAUCACCUUCGAGUUUGUAGGCAACUCUGAGCUCAUGGAAGUCCACAUCUUCCGAGCAGACAGCUUUCACGGCGAGCCAACAGAAAGCGAAGAAAUGCGUCCUCAAUGGUUUCAGCUUGAUCAGAUGCCUGUCAGCCACAUGUGGCCAGAUGAUGCCUACUGGUUUCCACUGGUGCUCCACAAGAAAUUGUUUCUUGGCUAUUUUAAGUACCAGGACCAUGACACCAUCCUGGAAUAUACGCUGAAAGAGGUAGACAAGGUACAAGAAGAAAACAAACAAACAUUCCACACUUCCCACAUGGGCAACAUCAUUCCCCAAAUUGGACAAGCGAUAGAGUAAUGAAUUUGGACAUCCCCGGUUUGCGCCGCCUUCUUGCAGUGGUGUCACCAGCUGCCCAGCAACGGAGCCGUUUCUUCCAGAGAGUUCAAGAAACACAAGAGGAAGUGAAGUGGCUUUCUUCAAAGGGAGAACAAAAUACAGUCGUUUUUGUACUUUUACAUUCCCUAGUUGUAGUUCAUUAUAUUGUUGUUUGAUGACUCCACUAGGUAGUUUUUUCCUUCACAGUUUACUUGUUAGUUUUUUU
Molecule: messenger RNA, 750 nt
Organism: Alligator sinensis (Chinese alligator)
Lineage: Eukaryota; Metazoa; Chordata; Crocodylia; Alligatoridae
Gene: NUDT1
Product: nudix hydrolase 1
Exons: 3
Coding region: 159-506 (115 amino acids)
Biological process (GO): DNA protection
Molecular function (GO): 8-oxo-7,8-dihydroguanosine triphosphate pyrophosphatase activity
Source: RefSeq, a predicted model, not a curated record